This is a messenger RNA of Polypterus senegalus (gray bichir), 2138 nucleotides long. RefSeq lists its product as uncharacterized. NCBI's taxonomy places the organism in Eukaryota, Metazoa, Chordata, Cladistia, Polypteriformes, Polypteridae. Bases 212 to 1066 code for a protein of 284 amino acids. Gene Ontology annotation, molecular function: oxidoreductase activity. The record is from RefSeq and is a predicted model, not a curated record. The transcript is spliced from 6 exons.
CGCGCGCACUUCAAGUGAAGAAAGAGAAACCCGCAGCUGCAUCACGCACUUAUACCGGCGGCAGCGUCGGAGUCAGCGGGAGUGUGCAUGUCCAAAUCGAUUUACCUGUCGCUUACUGUUACGCCAGCUCGGCUGUCUCUGACAGGCAGACACUGCACCCCGUGACACCCAGCUUAGCUCGCUGCUCGUUGACAUCCCAAUUCUUUAUAGGAUGGCGGCGGCUUUACUGUCUGAGGCGGAUAUCGAGCAGCGCUCCAUGGCUGAAGAAGACCCCAACGGCAACGAACACGGAGCAGCAGCGCAGAGCAGUACAGCGCCGCGUUGGGGACCGCAACACGCAGGAGCCCGGCAGCUGGCAGAGCUCUACUCGCCAGGGAAACGCUUGCAAGAAAGGGUCAGUGUUGUGUUGUGUGCCUGCCUUGUCACAGUCAACUUUGUUCUUCUCCUGGUGAAUUUUUCCACUGUUCAUAUAUAUCAGAUAUUAAUUGGAAUCUUUGCUGGAAUUGUUACAGCUGAUUUUGCCUCUGGCCUUGUUCACUGGGGAGCAGAUACCUGGGGCUCAGUUGACAUCCCUGUCAUCGGCAAGGCAUUUAUACGUCCCUUUCGAGAGCAUCAUAUUGACCCAACAGCAAUAACUCGUCAUGACUUUAUUGAAACCAACGGUGAUAAUUGCAUGAUCACCAUCAUCCCUCUUGCUCAGAUGGCUUACAAAUUCCUCACUGCAUCCUCAGAGGACAUAGCCAAUUCAUACCCCUGGGAGUGUUAUAUUUUUGCACUAGCAAUUUUUGUUACAAUGACAAAUCAGAUUCAUAAGUGGUCACAUACCUACUUUGGUCUUCCACGCUGGGUCACAGUCCUGCAGGAUAUGCACAUCAUCCUACCACGAAAGCACCACCGCAUCCAUCAUGUGGCCCCACAUGAGACCUACUUCUGCAUUACCACAGGAUGGCUCAAUUACCCCUUGGACAGGCUAGGUUUCUGGAGGUACUCGGAGAUGAUCAUAGAAAUGCUAACUGGCAGCCGGCCACGGAGUGAUGACAUGAAAUGGGCACAGAAGAGGGACUGAGAGGCUGGAGUACAUCAUUGGACUAGUGUGUUCUCCCAAUAACAAGUCUCAGCUUGAAGAUUACCAUUUCGCCUCAUUGGCCCUUUUUUUAGACAAAAAACAUCUCUAUGUGGCAGAGUAGGCAUAAGGAAACAGAGCUCAACACCACCUUUCCCUGUACAGAAAAGGCUCUGCUGCAGAAGAGUCCGUUUGAUUGCCUGUCUGCCCUGCUGGUGCAAUGCCCUACCUAACAUCCCAUGCCUUUUCUGUCACUAACGUACUGAAGCAGCAGUUUGAAUUCACUCCUUUAUUUAUGUUUUAGAUCAUCCAGGUUGGGCUGUGGUCAGCAUUAAUGACUGCUUUACUAAUUGUGACACUCAUUAAAAUGAGAUGCUGUUUCAAGUAUUUUCAGUUGUCAUUAAUUGCUUUCUCUAAGUGUCAUGCUAGUAAGUUCUUGUGUCCACCCCUUUGUGUUUUUCUGUUAAGUGCCAAUAGGCAGCUUUGCAAAACAUAACUGACAAGGAGACAUGCUGGGUAGAUGAUCUCCCCAAAUCUUAAUGAGCAGCACCCUCUUGUGGCAAAAUUGGUUAAUUUCCUCAAUUGAAGGAGGGGUUUACAUUUGUCCUUAAGGUACAGAAAUCGAGUAGCUCAUAGCCAGACUAGCCUCAUACAUGGCGACAAUAUUUAGGAGUCCUGCUGCAGAUGAAAUUAGGAAAAAUGAAAAUGUAUUUACUAGAAGGUGAUAAUCUCCUCAUUGGCGCAUAUGUUUGUUUUUACACAAUGUAGUGUUUUCUUAUUUUUGGUGUUUUAUUUGGCUUUAAUUUGUUCAGUUCUUGAAAAAUAUGGUUAUUUCUAUUGCAGAUUUUCAUAUCAAGGAUGUAGCUCAAAGUGCUUUGCAAACUGUGAAAUAUUUACAAGCAGAAAAUUGAAUAUUAGAAUUUAAAAAUGUAUAUAUAACAUAAUAUGCACUUGUAUAUGAUGUAUAAUUAAUAGAGAAGUAGAAUUCUUAUAUAUAAUACUAGGGUGUUUGCCCCCCUGCUCGCUUCACUCGCAUAAACCCACCCCCGUUUAAGCUGGGUGGGGAAAAAAAAAA